Molecule: messenger RNA, 4200 nt
Organism: Penaeus chinensis
Lineage: Eukaryota; Metazoa; Arthropoda; Malacostraca; Decapoda; Penaeidae
Gene: Rpn10
Exons: 17
Coding region: 1-2301 (766 amino acids)
Biological process (GO): proteasome-mediated ubiquitin-dependent protein catabolic process
Cellular component (GO): proteasome regulatory particle, base subcomplex; nucleus; cytosol
Molecular function (GO): polyubiquitin modification-dependent protein binding
Source: RefSeq, a predicted model, not a curated record
AUGGGUCCAGCUGUCUGUGUCUCAACCUCCAGCUUACAGAUCACACUUAUUUCAUCAGCAGACAAGUGCAGGACGAUGUUGAAAUUCGAGAGAUUAAUUCAUGUUCAGAUAUGUAACACGAUAGAGAGACACCGCGUGAUCGAUGGCGUGGCCGGGGCUCCAGCCAAGGUCUCUAUAAUGGACCGUCUGUGUACGUCCUCUACGGCCCCCUACAUAUCCUUUCGUCUCCACCCUUACGAGAUAAAGGACGGCAUCCACCCUCGCUCCACGGAGGAGGUUGCGUCCUCGUCUUUCUUCUGGGUCGCCCAAAAUCCCUGUUUUUUAUCCCCGAGGGCGAGGAUGCCCGUCGCGAAAGUUUUUAGUUGCAAAUCUUAUGAGAACCAAAACUCAGUUUCACGGGCCGAGGUGACAAUGAAAAAUCCCCGGCCCUUCAAGCAGUUGGACUCUGUGGUUGUGGUGCGCAGAAUAAGUCCUGAACGGCCUGAGGAAGCCAUGGGCCCUGUUCCCUCAGCCCCACCAAUUCAAACCCUCCCGAUGAGCAUCAUGGCGUUAAAUGGUAAACGAAAGAAGGACGCGGACUACCAGAGUAAACACAAAAGUAGCAGAUCUCCCUUACAGACAACUGGCUCUAAUGCCUCGAAAUAUUACUCAUGGUCAACCGGUAACUCAUGUUGCUGUGUGCAUGCCCAUGGCGCCCUAGAGUGCUACCGGUCUAAUUUUUUACAUAACAGCCACCGAGACUACCAUACGACCUAUUUUGGUUUGGUCACAGAAGAGAAAGUCCUUGAUCGAGAUUAUAGUAAUGAUCUGCUGGACAGGGAAAAGAGUCGGUACCCUCGGCUUCGGCUGAGAGCAGAGGCAGAGGGGAACAUUGCAUUCAUCACUUCUCCGGCUAUUAAAACUUACUUUAUGGUUGGAUCAUCCGAUCCCAUAGAAAGUAAUGCAGGCGGCAGCUUUGCUGAGAUCCUUCUCUACAGAAGGCAUACCACUACCCAUGAUUUUUUAUUAUCUUGCAUUUUUUUCUUCCCCCCCAGUGUUGACAAUAGUGAAUACAUGCGAAAUGGAGACUACGUGCCAACACGUCUCCAAGCUCAGCAGGAUGCAGUUAACACCAUUUGCCGUUUUAAACUUAGGUCUAAUCCUGAGAACAAUGUUGGCCUCCUCACCUUAGCCAAUACUGAGGUCCUUGCAACACUGACCACAGAUGUUGGGAAAAUCCUGACUUCACUGCAUAAAGUGAUGCCAAAUGGGUUCAUCAAUCUCCUGACUGGUAUACGAAUUGCUCAUUUAGCACUGAAACACCGUCAAAGUAAAAACCACAAAAUGCGUAUUGUUGCCUUUGUGGGAAGUCCAAUUGAGGCUGACGAAAAAGAAAUCAUCAAGGUAGCCAAACGCCUCAAGAAGGAGAAAGUUAACAUUGACAUUGUUAACUUUGGGGAGACAGAUAUCAACCAGUCUCUGUUGGAGGCCAUGGUGAGUACCAUCAAUGGCCGAGAGGGUGGUGGAUCACACUUGGUCACUGUGCCUCCUUCACCUCAUCUAGCAGAUGCCCUCUUGUCCUCACCUAUUGUCCAGGGUGAGGAUGGAGGAUCGGCUGCAAGCUUUGCAACAGGCGGGGGCUUUGAGUUUGGUGUUGAUCCUAAUGAGGAUCCAGAACUGGCACUGGCUCUGCGUGUGUCUAUGGAGGAACAACGGCAGAGACAGCAGGAAGAGGAACGUCGUGCUGCUCAGGAAUCAGCAGCAAAGGCUCCCUCUGCUGAAGCUACACCUCAGCCACCUGCCACAACACCAACACCACAACCUGCUGCAACAGAAGGUGGUCAAUCUGAAGAGGAGAUGUUACAACAAGCUCUAGCAAUGUCACUGGAAGUUGGAGGUGCUGGUGGCUCAACACAAGCUAAAGGAUCCACCGCUGCCAAGCCAGCUGCAGCUCCAAAAGCUGCCCCUGCUGCUGCUGUUCCAGACUUCUCUGCAAUGACAGAAGAAGAGCAGAUUGCAUAUGCAAUGCAGAUUUCUAUGCAGGACUGUGCAGAGCCUAAGGAAGAACCAAUGGAUGUGGAUACACCAAGUGAAGACAGAGGUGCAAAGGGAGUAAAGGAAAGCUCAGAGGUGAAGAAAGAGGAGGAGGAACAGGAUUUCUCGCAGGUCAUGGCAGAUCCAGCCUUCCUCGAGAGUGUGUUGCAAAACCUGCCUGGCGUUGACCCCCAGAGCCAGGUUGUCAAAGAGGCUGUAGGGUCUCUCACUCAACAGGACAAGGAUAAAGAGAAGGAUAAGGAUAAGAAGAAAGAUGAGAAGAAAUAAGACAUUUUUAUAUGUGAGGAGAAAACUAUCUUAAUAGCAUUAUAAUUCUCAGCUCAAAUUAAGAAAUGUUUCCUUUUUUAUAAGAAUAGUCUCUCUUUUAUGUAAACUGGGGAAGCAUUUGUUUAUACAAGUGAAAAAUUCACUUGCAUAAAUUUGUAUGUAAAGUCUUUGUUUGAUUUUUUUUCUCUAAGGUAGGGGUUGUUUAGAUAUCAAAUAACCAGAGGCUGAGAAAGUUUCCCCAACAGUUAGCUUAAGUUCAGACAUACUUUGUGUCAAAAGCGGUCUUGAAAAAUUCUUCUCUUAGCAACAUGGCUGGGUGUCUGUUCUACAGCAACCAUUCAACACUGCUCUGAACAGGCUAUUAUAAAUAUGCUGCAUUGGCAGUUUGGUCCAUGUAUGGUGGCCAUUUAAAGUCCAUGAAUAAAGCUUAAAUAAAAAGUAAAAGAAUGGUUUUUUUUUUUUCUUUUUAUGUGUUCUUACAGUAGGUAGUUUGGGAACUUUUCUUUUUAGUCAACAAAAUGUUUGAUUUGAAUGAUUAAGAUAAUUUGACAUCAGUACAGUAGCCAUCUUGUUUCGAGUUUGUAAUUGGUGUUCAACACAAAAUUUGUAAUGUGAUUUUCCUAUAUUGUAAGCCAUCUCAUUCACAUGUAUAAUUUACAAGCAAAGGCUAAAUUUGCUUGUAAUGUUUGUUUUAUUUACACUGAAUGUGUGGCUGAGAUAACCACUCAAUUGGAAUAUUUUGCAUAAUUCCCAUUGGAUUUUCAUUUUCUGUGUGUGGAUAUACAAAACUAAUAAUUAAAAAAAUAUGAAAGAAAACAACAUUAUUUUCUUAUAUGUGCACGGCAACUUGAAUGUGUAAAAUAACAAAAUUUUAUUAAAUAGAUGGAAGCUGCUUCAGAGAAACAAAUAUUAAUAAACAUUCCCAGUAUAACUAAAGUAUACAAUCAAAUAUUAUCCCAGGAGAUGAUGUGCAGCAGCUGUUUUCAAAGAAAGUAAGCCAUUAAAUCUUGUUUAGUCUUCUUCCAGCAUGUAUGUAUUUACAUGAUUAACUCAUCCACAACAGGAUUUCCCCACAAAAUCCAGAGCCAUGGGCCAUCGUGGAGUCAGCCAUGCAUUGAAAAAUCAGAAGCAUAGGAAACCUACAUUUACCUUGAUCUCUGGUUUUGGAUGCAGCAUACAAAGUUUAUGAAAUGAGGCUAAAAAGAAACUCACCUUAUUUUUGAGGUAUCUGCUCAGUAACUGUACAGCAAAUACAUACAUUGAGAUAAAACAUCUGGUGUUGAAAUAUAAAAAAAUAUUAGUUCCAGGUAUAUUAUGUCAAUGUUCAAAUUAUAACUAUGAUCAUACAAUACAGAUUCCUAGAAAUAUAAUCAUUUGCGCGUUGUUAUCGCGGGGGUAUAAUGGGGGGGGAGGGCUUAUGAGACGGGGAUUGAGACCCAGUAUGGGGGAUCACCCCAACCUUGGUCCUCAGCCCUCGCCCCAACUAAUUUUGGAUGGUCUUUUCUUCCCCUCCUCUCCUUUUCCUUUUAUUCAUCCCCUUGUUCUGUCCACUUAUCUUAAUCGUUAAAAUUAUUUUGCCGUUUUCGCCACAAUGCUUUUGUCAUAAUGCUCCCUAUUCCCUUUUAACAACCUUUACCUUAUAGUAUACUCCAUCAGCUCCUUCUCUGUGAUGUGUACAUAAGCCAGUAGACUAAUAGACCAUUUAGCUGUUUGCCACGUGGCCCUAAGUCAAUAUGGAACCAUCACACCAGCGAGGACCUAGAUGACGCUUAUAUCUGACCUCGUCAGGGCUGGCUGGCCGGAACGCAACACCGCACUCGGCGGUUACCCUAAGUCAACGUCUACUGUGUUCCCCUUACUGUGUUGUACUCUUUUAUGGAAAUAAAAGAGUCAAGCCAU